AUGCAAAUCUGGGGAAAGGCGGGCUACCCAACUUUCGAUCUAGCAGGGCUGAGCAACGAACCCGCCAAGCGGGGAGGGCGUGCUGACGGGCUUGAGAUCCUCAGCUCGGGUUUCUUCACUUACCGCGAAGCGGCAGCUAACGCAAAGCAGAAAACCGCAUGGAAGGGGGAAAGCGGAGGACUGUUUUCUGGGAGAUUCGAUUUUUGCGGCUAUCUCAGCAGUGUGAUCGUAUAG
Colletotrichum scovillei is the source of this 234-nucleotide messenger RNA. RefSeq lists its product as uncharacterized. The record is from RefSeq and is a predicted model, not a curated record. The coding region runs from base 1 to 234 and encodes 77 amino acids. Lineage: Eukaryota; Fungi; Ascomycota; Sordariomycetes; Glomerellales; Glomerellaceae. The transcript has 2 exons.